This is a messenger RNA of Cyprinus carpio (common carp), 2533 nucleotides long. Its product is annotated as transmembrane protein 125-like. Lineage: Eukaryota; Metazoa; Chordata; Actinopteri; Cypriniformes; Cyprinidae. The coding region runs from base 1364 to 2032 and encodes 222 amino acids. The transcript is spliced from 3 exons. The record is from RefSeq and is a predicted model, not a curated record.
ACACACACACACACACACAGCUGAACUACACGCUCCGCGAUCAGUGUAGCAAUGAGAGGAGAGACCACACCUCCGAGCGGAGGGCAAAAGUCCGGACUGAACGAGCAGUGCACCUGCAACGCCAUUCGCAAUUACAAGCUGAUAUGGUCGGGAUUACUGUGCGAGACUUACAUUAAACUUGAUAUCUCUUUUAGCUGAGCGCGUUUCACCUCUCAGACGGAUUGGCUGUAUUUUUCUUGCUGUGCGUAUUUUGCUGAUGUGUUCGGGAUGGUGUGCUGCCUGCCAGCGCAUCACAGAUAGUGACCUGUCUCAUCCUGCUCAAGAGAAGAACUCAGAGACUUGCUCCAUUGUCUGUGUCUAGCAACCAGGCAGAGGAGAGUAUGCUAGACAAGGCAUCAGCUGUUGUAUGGUGACCGGAGACAAGACAAAAGCCUGCUUUAUGAAUGCUUCUUUUUCAGAUCCAUCAGAGACCUGCAGUCAGAGAUACAACAGUGUACCACUUGACUAGAGAAUGAGUGGCGCGCUUGGCUUGCCACAAUGCUCAGCAUUCACACCUGUCGGGAAAGAUGCCGUUUGCUCUAAAUCUUCAAGAAAACCACCAAACUUCAAUAGCCAACAGCAACAUGAUCCGAGAAAGAGGAGGAGGUACACCGUCAGAAAGCUCCUAAACUGGAACACCUCUGUCCUGGUUUGUGGAUCACUCACGCACUGACAGCCAGGGACAUUUUGCCUAUGAAAUAACCUCAGAGAGACCUUGCAGGCAAACUGACUGUGGACUGUUUUUUAAAUUGAGGGCUAAGUUGGAUGGCUGUCCGGCCCCAAGGCUGCAACACUGACAGAUCAGCCAUUUAGAAGGUUUUUUCAUGUCAGCCUAAAGGAAUCUGACUACUAAUAAUUAUAAAUGCUUUAAAACUAAGAAUUACAUCUUGCACACUUUCAGAUGACUUCUCUGCCUAGAUGCGUUCAUGCAGGCAGUCUUAUAAAUACACUUGAGAGUCUGGACUGCACCUGUCAGUGACAUCACAAAACUAAAGAGGAAAACUUUCCAAGGAACCAUUGUGAAUCAAAACCAGAAGUCAGCAUAUUUUUAGAAAUGAUUUUUAAGUAUAAGUUAAGGAGAAGGAUGAUAAUAGUAUGCUCAAAUCAAGUCCCAACCCUAAGUUGAUAUAGAAUAUUUCCUUUCUGUCCUUUCUCUCUCCGCACUUUGCCGAAGAAAUAACUGAAAGUAAAUGCACCAGUGAAUGAUAAACCGCCACAUGGAGAAACACUCUCAUCUCAGACACUUUCUAACUCUUUAAGGAACUUUAACCAGGUGUCCUCUCACAGCUGGGACCUGUCUUGAGCACCAUUAGCAGAGAACAUCAUGUCAGAACUAGAGGACUAUUCCCCUCCUCGGGGCCACCUUCAUCCUGACCCAGCUCGCAUCCAGCAGAACCUCCUGGAGGAGCAGGUGGAGCUCUGGUGGUCCAGUGAGCCACGCAAAUCCUUAUUAUGCUACUGCGCUUCAGUGGCCUUGAUCUUAGGCUGCGGCCUGGGCGGCGUCGGCCUACUUUCCACCACCACCAGCCUUUCCAGCGAGUGGCGACUGGGCGCCGGAACUGCUCUUUGCCUUCUUGCUCUGGCCGUCCUCCUCAAGCAGUUGCUGAGUUCUGCUGUCCAGGACAUGAACUGCGUGCACAGCAGGCGCCGAAUCAACAUGCUAAAAAGCGGCGGUUUAUCUGAUGUCCUCAUCAUGUUGAUCACGGGGGUCUCUCUGCUCAUUUGUGGAGCUGUCCUGCUGGAUGUGGCCCUGUCCUACCACAUGCCCAAACCUGGAAAAGCACUGAAUGACAUGUAUAUAUCCGGGGUGGUGAUGCUGGUUGGUGGGAGUUUUACAGCAUUAGCAGUUGGGAUUUACGCCGCAGUAGUUUUCCUCUUAGAGAGGUCAGGACCGGGACAGAGACGGUGGGAGAGGACAGUGGGAAUCUUCAGCAUUUCAGGCCAGAUGCAGGCAAGAAGAGAGACUGCUUCAAGUCUGGCUCGUCUGAUAUAACUGUGACUAAAUAAAAAAUAUGCCAUUCUUUUACUGAACAGGAACUGAGAUGGGGAAAAAAAACAACACCCUCAGUGAUACUUUGCAACCAUUAAACUAGUCACAAAUCAUAUGUGACAUUUAUGAUUACAUUUUGGCUCAAAGAUCCAGGCAUUAAACAUUUAAGCACAAACUUUCAGCUUUUACAUGCAUCACUCCAAUAAAGUACAGUUAAAAGUACUGAAAAAGCACAAAAGCAUAUUAAAGUUUGAUCUUUAAUUGAUUUUAGGUAAAACAUGCUGCUUUAUCUCAAACGCUAUUGGACAAUAUGUGUGUGUCCUUGACUGCUUUAUUUAUGUCAGCAAUGGUGAGCAUACCAAGUGGAUGUCUUUUCAAGAGCUCUGAUGUAUGAGCAAAUUGACUGUGUCAGUUGAAUUCACGUGUGUGAAUUUAUACUAUAACCUGUGCAGGCAAUGCUAUGGAUCAAAUAAAGGAUCAGAGUGUCAAUCUGCAGGAUGUGAA